Molecule: messenger RNA, 3902 nt
Organism: Anoplophora glabripennis (Asian longhorned beetle)
Lineage: Eukaryota; Metazoa; Arthropoda; Insecta; Coleoptera; Cerambycidae
Exons: 4
Coding region: 497-1693 (398 amino acids)
Source: RefSeq, a predicted model, not a curated record
CAUGCCACUUUUCGCCUCCGGGAAAAAAUAAUUGGACAACGGUGCACGAUACAAUCAAAAUAAACCAAUUAAACAUCUCAUAAAAACCCAUCCUACCAAAACCAACCAGUACCGGGAUCUAGUGAGGGGAUCCCUUAAAUUCGAUUACUAUAUUUGCAAUAUUUCCACAUACCUCUCAGUUAGACUAAAAAUAGCCCAGUGAGUUUUAUACAAAUGUGUAUUAUACGUGUCUGCAGUGUGGUUUGGCAAAAAUCGCGAUGAUGCUUCCAAAUCCUAAUUUUAUUUUUCGGUCGAAUAGUAAAGUGGUACCAAAUUAAAGCAUGUCGAGUGGAUGUCUUGCCAUUUGUUUCAUUUCACCGCCUGGGUAGUAAGGAUUCGGUUCGCGACUUUUUUAAUAUUUGAUGUGAGCAAAUGGUUCUGAUAUGAAUGAGGCGAGGACUAUUAUUUUGCUUGUUUUUGGUGCUUCUGUUAUUAUGAUAGGCAAUCUUCGUACGUGAUGGACCCGGAGCCUAAUGGCUCUCCAGGAAAUAACGUCACCACCGCUCCAUAUCCCACCGUCGUCAGCACGACGACCCCCGAUCCCAGAGAGUACUACAAGACGUACGAUGUUAUGACCGGGGUGCGUAUAGCCGCCACCCUCGGCAGCUUCUUCGGCCUAAUGGUACUCUUGGUGCUGUACAAAUCAAAAUCAAAGACUGAAAAGGCGAUGGAAGAUCCAAACUUUACAGCUGCGGCGGUGGCAGAGGUAGAGGAGGAGGAAAGACAGCUCCAGCUAGCUUUAGAAGCUACUGCCUACCACCAACUCAAUCCUAGGAGAACGCGGAGGUCACUGGAUACGUCCAGCAUGCCUCCAGGAUGGAGUAGACCGUCAACAAGGUUUUCUUCGGUGGGAGGCUAUAGUAGCCUCCUGGAGCCGCCAACCAGACCACACUCACGGCUGCCGUGCUUCAUCGAUGAGGAUUCUCUUCCAGAAGAUACAGGGUCUCUCUAUGAAGAUGUUUAUUAUAAUAGCCAUCUUAACGUGCCGAGAAGGUCUAGCAACAUAACCUGCUCAUCCUCGGGGAGCUCCUACUUGGAGCGGCGUGACUCAGCCGUUGCACUAGGUCUUCCCGCCCUGCCAGCGCACAAAUGCAAAAAUUCGAGGCGCCUGUCGUCGCCGCUACCCGAAAUUUACGACUUCUACUACCCCAUUGACAUCAGGGUCACCCAGCCCACACCAGGGGGCUCACCUUGCGGAAGCGACCGCGCCCUAUACGACCGCGUCCUGGACCCGCCGAAUCUGAAGCCGAAGCUGGCCCCUCUGGCUUCCAUAAGCAGCUGUAACAGCUCGCUGGGUACUGACUACCCCGACUUCGAGACCCAGUCUUACGCUAGCGACUCCGUGUUCCAUGACGAAGAAGAGGAAGACACCGACAACGAGAUAGAAGAGUUCUCUACCGACAGUGACGUUAACAGUGACGAGGGGGCUUGCUAUGGCGGCCGGCCCAGACUUAGUGCUUCCAGCGCCACACCUACCGCUAGUGACAGACCUCCGUGUGUCGUGCCAGGAUCAUCAAAGUCAUCUUCCACUUUGGUGGGAAGCCAGGAGAAGGAACUGUCGCAGCUGUCGUUAACUGAGAGUGUGCGCAGGAUGUCCGCUUCUAGUGGUAGGCUAGAUGAAAGGACCACCUGGGCCCAAGAGACUCUGUUUUAAAUUAUACUAUUAAGAAAGGUAACUGGCAAAAUUACAUACUGUUAUUUAAGAAAAUUUCAAGUGUUUUAAGUGGAUAAUAUGGAUGAUUCUUUUGGACGUUGUUAAGUUUAUUUAAAGACUGAACUAAUCAAAAUAAUUUCUUUUUCGAAUAAGUUAUUAUCCACAAAAUAACGUAACUUUACUCCAAUUUAACCAUAUCUCAAUCUGUGACUGUUUCUGAGAUAAAAAUAUUCACAUAUUAAGUUUGAUGCACUCUAUGUGUAUGUACAGCUGUGAACACAAAAAGGUUUCCCACCUAAGACGUUUAAAAGUGUUUAAAAAACGAACUUAAUAGAUCCCUGUUUUACAAAGGACUAAAAAACAAUUUACGUUAGAAAUUUUUAGUGUCUACUGCUGUACAUACAAGUUUAUUUGUAUCCGUUGCUGUACAUACAAGUUUAUUUGAUGAGUUUCGGGACCUUAAUAUUAAAAAAGAUUGAUUGCAUGAUUAACAGCAAUAAGUAAUAUUUUUUACAACUUCAGCGAUGUAAAAAUAGCAAUAGAUCACAAGUGCUUAAAUUGAGAGGUAAAGCAUUUGAGUAGUUUCUAUCUAUAGACUAUCUAAAUUUAAAUUCUUUUAUUACGACAAUUACCCGUUUACUACUUGUUUGUUUUGACUAACUCGAAGAGAAAUAGCUAAAGCUUGAUUGUUUAAAUAAAAAAACAUAUUAUUUUUUCCGAAACAAUUCGUUAUGUUUGUUAUAGAAUUGAACGUUUUUCUGAAGGGCAAAACUUGUUUAAGUCAUUUUGAAAACAUUUUUCUCGAAAUAUCGGCAUCAAUCUUAAUUUUUAAAAACAAUUGACUAUCAAGUUUUUAUGAUUGUUUUAUUUUCAAUUGUUUUAUUUCUAAACGAACCUUACAAACCUGUUAACAAUUGAUAACAGUUGGUUAAACAUGGUAUACAAAUAUUUAACUAUAAGUUUAAUUCACCAGAUACAUACAAUUAUCGAUAUUUGCAAUUAUUAUUCUAAGAAUUGUUGAGGUAUUUGUUGUUUUUCUUUAAACUGUAGUUUUUAAUGUUGGUAAGUUCUGAUAAAUUUGAAUUAGUACCUAUCAAAUAGCGAAUGAAACUUGCAAUCAAAUACGUGUAUAUUAUUCCUAUGAUUAAAAAAACCUUUUCAAAUAUCAAACCAAUGAGUGUAAUCAAAAAAUAUUUUGCCAGUUACCUGUUCUGUAAUCGAUGUCUGUUAUUGUAUAUUGUUAUACAUAUAUACACUACUAACAAGCCAUUUCAACAUCAUCUCUAUUAAGGCUCAUAAAAUGUGUUUUUAUUUAUAAAUAUUUAUGCUAUUAAAUAGUUUAAUAAUAAUUAUUACAUCAGUAUUACUUACAGAUUUGAUAUGUCUAAAAUGGCGAGGGAUCAGGAAAACGUGGUUUAAUUAUCCACUAUCGAAUUAUUUUGGUCAAACUAAAAUGAAAAUAAUUAAUAAAUCAAAUUUUCAAUAAAUCUUUAUGUUUAAGUUUAUGUGAACAAGACAUAUCUGUGUCUUUUUUGUUUAUAAUAUUUUAGUACCCCUUACCUAUUAUCUAUCGUUACUUAAAAUACUGUAAAAAUGCCAAGGGUUUUUUUAACGUUUUAUUCAGUUUUUUCUUUGUCAGAAUUUAAAAGAUUUUUUUUGUAAACGUUUAUAUCAUUGGGAAGAUGAAUAUUGAAUCAUUAUCAUAUGAAAACACAGACAUAUGUUCAAGAUAUGAAACGCAUUCAUAGCUAUUAACAAUAUGUCUGUUAAUCUAAAUAUAACAAUGUGAUUAAAUGAUAAUCUGUAAAUAAUUGAUAAAACCUUUCAUCGAUUCAUCAUAAAGAAUAUUUUCCCAUUCUACAUCUGUCUCACCUAUAUGUGAUAUGUUAUAAUUACUUUAUGAGACAUAAUUUUUAUAUCAAAACAGUUGACUUUAUUAGUAACUAGGUCAUUGUCGAAAUAGGCAGAUAAAUAUAAAUGAAAAGUAAAUACUGAAAAUGUUAUUUUGUUAUAGAUUUUCUAUAAACUAUUGUAGUUUUCUAAUUAUAAUAUCAGUCAUUCUGUUCUGUUUAUGGAUUAUGAUUAAUAGCCAUAGGAAGUUUUGUAUUCAGGACAGUUUCAGGUUGUUUCAUGUUUAAUGGUAUAGAGUAGAUUAAUCUGUGUAUAAUAUGUCUUGUACAGGAAAGAUUGUAUAGAACAAGUUAUACUG